UUCUCAUCUCUUACACAUAACCAAACUAUAUAUUAAGAAAAAAAAUCCACAAAGUUGACAGUAAAACAAGUUCAUAUUGAUUAUUAUCAACAGAGAAGAAAGGAUCAGCUGAAAUGGGGCGUUGGGUGAGACCUGAGUAGGUCCACCAAAAUCUUAGUCUGAUUUGACUAAAACAUCUGUGUGACCUCUUGCUGUGGCCGAAAGGAUACCUCUUUUUAGAGCUAGGGCUUCUCCUUGUAGGGCUGAAGCAACAAAGAGUUCUGUUGCCAUUUCCUUGAAGCUUAGCGACCCCUGGAUACGUCCCACUAUACCAAUUCCGCACGUCAACGAGUCUUCUCUCCACGCUGCGUCCGUCUCAAUGGUCAAGAGGUUGUCUUUCAAUGGUUUACCCUCUUCUUGGAGCGAUGGGAUUUGUGACAUCUAUGGUUGUGUUUCAACUCACAAGAAACGCAUUGUUUAACCCUGACUGCAGAAUUAAUAAAGCUCAUAGAAAAAUGGGAAUUCUAGAAAAUGAAGAAGAAGGAGAAAAAUAUGCACAACACAAUCUUCGCAAGUAUCUGAGGACCCGUCCACCUCAAGUUAUGCCUUCUCUCAACCGUUUCUUCUCUGAAGAGGACAAUUAAAGUCCAUUUACCUUCGUGUUAUUUCUUAUUGUCAAUAAUUCAACAAAAUUGAACUGUUCGUGCAAAUGGUUUGAUAUGUAUCGUGAUAAUUUUCGGAUUCUUGUUUAUAUUUUUUCUCUAAAUUAAAAAUUGAACAUGUGUUCAGUUUGUCAUACUAGUUUGAGAUAUUUGGAAUAAAAAUAUGUGAAAAAACUUCCGACCA
Camelina sativa (false flax) is the source of this 825-nucleotide messenger RNA. RefSeq lists its product as uncharacterized. Lineage: Eukaryota; Viridiplantae; Streptophyta; Magnoliopsida; Brassicales; Brassicaceae. The record is from RefSeq and is a predicted model, not a curated record.